This is a messenger RNA of Lytechinus pictus (painted urchin), 6162 nucleotides long. RefSeq lists its product as uncharacterized. Gene Ontology annotation, molecular function: nucleic acid binding; zinc ion binding. The coding region runs from base 577 to 3771 and encodes 1064 amino acids. The record is from RefSeq and is a predicted model, not a curated record. NCBI's taxonomy places the organism in Eukaryota, Metazoa, Echinodermata, Echinoidea, Temnopleuroida, Toxopneustidae. The transcript has 2 exons.
GCAUUUGAAUUUUGGACAUUGGGUUGUGUGAGGGACCAGGAUUUUGCCCUUCAAAAUCAGAAACAUCCUGGCUCAGAAGACAUUCAAUUUACUCGAGAAAGCAAGCAAAGAGUUUUCACGGAUUAAAGGAACUAAUUGGUUCAAAAGGAUUAAAUAAUCAACGGAUUGAACGGACGAAUUGGAUUAAAACAAUCAACGGAUUAAAAGCAUUGGAUAGGAGACAUGGUAGGAGACAAAAAGAUUGGAUUGAUUGUACGCAUUUGAUAUCGGAUUGACAUAUUAAAACAACGAAAUCCUGUAGAGGCCUUUGUUACGCUUGUCUUUUGUUUGUCGACCUCACUACAGCCACAGUGAAAACUCUUUGGGCAGCGAGAAUUCUUCGACGUGAAUUUCCUCUUUCGACACGGUCAAACAUCCUCGCAGUUCAAUGGACUUUGUGAAUUCUAUCAGCUACGGAACAAUUUCGAAUGCACAUCAGGAACUUCGAUAUUCAAUGUUCAGCCCAAAUUAUUAAAUCUCUUGUGAUUAAUUGAUCUCAACCUUCUUUCAUCAUAAAUCUUCUAUUUGGGAAUAAUCAUGGCAGAAGGAGUUGAGAAUGGACGGGAUAGAAUGCCCACUGAGAAGGGUUUGCAGUAUAAAGCAGACGUCACAGUCAAGACAUGGAGAGAUGCCAUUCGACUUUGGAGGAGAAGGGCAAAUAAGCAUCGCCAGCUUAUAGUUGAAGACGAUGUCAACACUGUGAUGAUUAAAGAAUCCCGUAAUCAAGUACAGGAAGCCAUGGACAAGGCCAUUUCUUCUCAAGAAGUACUUGCAGCUAUAGCUCCUUCAGCAGAUCUUGAUGAUGGUGAAGAUCUACUUGAAACCAUGGAAGAUGAACAUUCAUCUUUAAUGAGAGAAACAAUGAAAGUUAUUCUUCGAUUGCAAGGUGGGACGCUUUCGUCUAAGUCAGGUUCCCGAUCAUCCAGAGGGAGAAUUCAAGACUGGGUUGAUCGUCAAAUGUCAGUUCCUCCUCGAGUUCAGAGUAUAGUUAAUGGAGGUAACAGUGCCCCUUCAAUGGAACCCAUCAUUGAGACGAACAACCCUGCUCCACCUUCGGAAAGCCCUGCGACUAAGAUUGGUCAUCGACAAGAACCAAAGUCCAGCAAUGAUGAUGUUCUCGCCAACAGUUUGAAAGAGUUGCUAUCCUUAAAUAGACUUCCUCUUCCAGAGCCUGGGAUUUUCUCAGGUAACCCCCUUGACUACACGGCAUGGAGGCGAAGCUACGAUGCAUUGAUCGAAUAUCGUGGAAUUCCUAUGGCAGAGAGGUUCUACUUUCUCUUGAAAUACCUGACAGGUGAGCCGAAAUCCUUGGUAGAAGGCUACUCUAUGAUCGGCGAUGGCAGAUGUUACCUUAAUGCGAAGGAAGCGUUGGAACAGAGAUAUGGGGAUCCAUUUGUAGUUUCAAAUGCUUACAGAGACAAGUUGGAUGCUUGGCCCAAGGUUGGAUCAAGAGAUUCCUUUGGACUUAGGAGAUUUGGAGACUUCUUGAAACAAUGUGACGCCGCAUCCAAGUAUGUUCCCCACCUGAAUCAUCUUGAUGACGAACAAGAAAAUCGAAACCUACUGAGGAAACUCCCUGAAUGGCUAGUCGUGAAAUGGGGAAGGAAGGUUGUUAAGUGGAGACAAGAUUGGAAAACCUUUCCACCGUUUGCCAUCUUCACAGAGUUCAUUGACGAAGAGGCAACUGUUGCUUGUGAUCCCGUCACCUCUCUUCAGUCUCUGCAGACCUCAAAGGAAAGGAAGUGGUCAACUCCUUCUCGAUCUUUACAGACUGGAACACACAAUCACCAAGACGGCUCUGCUGAGAAGAAAUAUCUGUCAUGUGUCUUCUGCAAGGGUCAUCACCAUAUUGCUGAAUGUUCCUCGUUCAAUUCAGAAACGAUGCAGAAGAAAAGACAGACUAUUAAGGACAAUGGUCUCUGCUUUGGUUGCUUGAGAAAGGGACACAUGUCAAAGAGUUGCAAGAAAAGAGAUACAUGCUCUGUAUGUAAAGGAAAGCAUCCCACUGCUCUACAUGAUGAUGAAUGGAAGGAAAGGCGAUUGGAUGCUACAAACAGAGAGAGAAGCAGUAAUGAAACUCUGGAAUCAAAUUCUCAUGCUUCCCAGUCAGAUUCCAGUAAUUCUAUGAAGUCAUCGAUGAUUGUUCCUGUAUGGCUAUCGCACGAGUCCAGUCAUAAGGAGAGACUAGUAUAUGCACUACUGGACACGCAAUCCGAUACAUCCUUCAUUCUCACACAAACCAAAGAAGCAAUGGGCAUCAGAGGCAUAGACAUGCACCUAUUGCUUUCUACAAUGACAAAGGCAAAUGAGAGAAUAGCUUGUGAGAAGGUGACUGGAUUGAAAGCGAAGGCUUACUACAACUCCGAGAAGGUAAUUAGUCUCCCUCCAAGCUAUACAAGAGACUUCAUCCCAGCGGAUCGACAUCAUAUUCCUACUCCUGACACAGCGAGAUCCUUCAAACACUUGUCCAGGAUUGCUGAUAUGAUUGCUCCUCUUCAGGAUGUUGAAAUUGGACUCUUGAUCGGCUACGACUGUGCCAAGGCUUUAGCUCCGCGUGCUGUCAUCCACUCUCCUGACGAAAGAGGACCCUAUGCAGUCCAGACAGACCUAGGCUGGAGCAUUGUUGGGACAGUGAAUGCAGGACAUGUUGAUAGUCACAAUGAUCCCAUUUGUGUGAGUCAUCGCACGACUGUACAAAUUGUACCCGAGGAAGUACAGUUGAAGGGUCAUCGCUCGGAAGUGAUCCUCAUGCAUCAAGCUACUAUGAAGGAAGAGAUUACCCCUCUUCAAGCUUCGCAACUUCUUGAGGCUGAUUUAAUUCCUGAUAAGAAUCAGGAACCGUAUUUACAGAACGACUUGAAGCUUGUUGGGCUUAUGGAAAGGGAGAUUCCGGAAGAGACUGAGGAAGAAGCUACAGUCAUUCCUAAAGAUCAUGAAGUGAAAAGCAACACCCAUGCCUCAGUAAAAGAGGUAGAUGAGCUCGAGUUAGGACGAUUUGAUCAUCUCUCUAGUUGGUAUCGAGCGAAGAGAGCUGUGGCGUACUGCCUCCGUCUCAAAUCAUACUUACAGAGAUGCUGCCAUGCAAGACGAGAUGGGAAAGAUGUCAAGAAAGUUGUGAUGGAACCUCUGACUACUGUACUUCUUCAUGCAGAGAUGGAAAUCAUAAGACUGAUUCAGAGGAGGACAUUUGAUGAAGUGAAAUCAUCAGGAGUCAGCAAGUCUCACAACCAAAGAGAAAGAAGGCGUCAUUACAAGGAGACCAGUCGCUUGUAUCCUCUGGACCCAUUUAUAGAUGAUGAUGAUGGCAUCCUUAGAGUUGGAGGACGUUUGAGGAGAUCUGACCUCUCAUUUGAAAGCAAGCAUCCUGUCAUCCUCCCUCAAACUCACCUGACCAUCUCAAUUGUAUUUCAGUGUCAUAAUGAAUUCUGGUGUCAAUGGAAGAAGGAGUUUCUUUGUCAGCUUCAGUCGCGACAGAAGUGGACCAAGCCACAUCGCAACAUGAGAAUAGGAGAUGUGGUAAUUAUUAAAGAUGAUAACACUCCUCGCAAUGUUUGGCCUCUUGGAAGAAUCGUUGAACUAUAUCAAUCAAAGGAUGACUACAUUCAUAAGGUUAGGGUCAUGGUAGGAGACAGAAAAUUAGACAAUGUGGGAAAACGAAGUAACCCAGUGACUUACCUUGAUCGUCCUAUCCACAAGCUAGUUCUUCUUCUUCCGAGUGAAGACCAGGAAUAAUUCCCAGCCAAGGAGCCAACGUGACUCAUUAAGAAAGACUAAAAUGCUCACACAGGAUCUGAUAAUUUUGAAGUUUAUUCGAUGAUUUGAUCUGGACUAUAAUUCAUCAAAAUUCUCUUUGAGAGCUCUCGAGCACAGUCUGAACUCUAGACUAAUCAUAAGAUAUGAAUACAUCAAUUUUGUGGGUUAUAGAAACAGAAAUUGACUGUGUUAAAAAUUUGAAGUAAAACUUAGAUUUUACUGUCAUUUUAAACAUUCUGGGUCUGAUUUAAGACUAUACUGCUUCAUGAAUUUCAGACAAUGAGUCUGAUUAUUGCAGAAUAAUUGCUUAAUCAUGUUGUUUUUUCAUACACAUUCAUAAAAACAUUUACCAAAAUUCAAUUUGAUCAAACAUACAUUGGUCUGGAAAUUAGACUAAUUCUUCUCGUCAUUUUCAUUCAGAAGAAAAUUAACAAUUUUUUAUAUUGCAUACUUUCAAAGUUUUAUAAAAAUGCAAAGUGGAGAACAAGAGAACAUGUUUGUUUUCAGUUGUAUUUAAACUUAUCAAAGAUGACUUUGUGUGUAUUUUAGAAUAUUUCAAUAUUUCAUAUAUAUAAUGAGCAGGAAGAACGCAUAAAAAAGUAUAUAUCAUAGAAUGUUGAAAUCUUCCAAGGAAUAGUGUUAAAUUAUCUAAAACAUAAGUUUUGACUGAAUUCAAGUUGAAUUCAUUUAAGGUAUGGUAUACUAUAUAAUUCUUUUUAUUAUAUUUGUUAUUGAUACAAAUUAUCGUAUAUACACGUACAGUAUCUCACAUGCAUCGAGGUCUGAAUCUUUACAUAUAUAUAUGAUGUCUGAAGUUAAGACUAUAAAAUUUAAAACGACGCUUAUCUUCCUUUUUGGCAAAAGCCUUUUUUCUUGGUUUAGAUAAAUAUUCCAUGAAAAUAGAGGAAAGGGACUAGAUUAGAGGUUAAGUUCAUAUUUUACCUAAAAUGACUUGUUUCUUGAUUAUGAAUACUUAUUGACUUCCUGAAAUGGUCAAAUUUCUGAAGGUUGAGAUUGUGUGAACUUAAUGUUUUUAUCUAUAUACCCCCCAAAAAAAGGAAAGGUGAAAUGCUGGAAAAAAGUAAUUUUUGUUGUUUUACAUUGAAAGCCUUUCAAGUACUACGAUACCUUUGAAUUGGAUUUACGCUCGUAAAUUACUGUUAGAAUUCAAAUAUGACAUUUUGUGAUAUCGAUGUUUCUUUAUCAUGUUUUGAAAGAUGUAGUUUGAGUUUCUCAUCAUUUGUAUAUAGUAUCAUCUUAUGGUUAACGGUAUGAUUACACAGCCAGGAAAUGUGAUUAGUGAAAAUUUUCGAGGAAACGUUCAUGUGUACUUAGUCUAGUAGCGUAAAAUUAUCUUUAAGAAGUAUACAUGUAUGUAGUCUAUAAAGUACUUAAAUUUAGAUUUAUUCAUUGCGGAUGUUUUCUUGAGGUAAAUUAAUAUUUAAUUUAAAGGAGCCAUGUGAUGAAAGUACAUCUAAAUUUAUAAAUUAGCACACCAAAAUUAGCGCAGAAGUGAUUUAGCACUUUUUGUAUAUAUACUUUCACUAUUGCACUACCUGAUUAACACAUUUGUAUCUAGCACUCCCUUAGUCAAUGAGUACACUUACAUAGCACCAUGACAGUGCAUUUGAAUUUUGGACAUUGGGUUGUGUGAGGGACCAGGAUUUUGCCCUUCAAAAUCAGAAACAUCCUGGCUCAGAAGACAUUCAAUUUACUCGAGAAAGCAAGCAAAGAGGUUAGUUAAUGUUUUAUGUUAUGUAUUUUUUAUUAUGGUUUAAGCAUAAAGUGAAAUUUUAGAGAUCUUUUUCUUGGUUCAUAAUGACAAAUGAUAAUGUGUGUGUAGUAUGUAUAAUGCAUGUACAAGCUAUAGCAGGCUGAUUGCACCCCUUUGUAAUCAAAUAAGACUUAUUAGUUAUACAUGAAACUACAUUUUGUACUACAUUUAUUAUAUGAUAUAUCAAGAAUGAUAGUUGAUUUAUACUUGUAUUCUUAUAAUUGUAGUGAGAACAAAACUGAAUUCUGUUUGUAGUUUGAAACAAGCAAACCUAUAAUGAGUAAACAUAUUUAGAAUUUAGUUGAGACAAGGCUAUUCAGGUUUUCCAAAGAAUUGAUGUUACUCUAUUGGUAACUUAAGAUGAUUCAUUUUGCUGGUAUUUAUGAUUCCUUUUUCUUUAUCAUUGAUUCCACAGUUUUCACGGAUUAAAGGAACUAAUUGGUUCAAAAGGAUUAAAUAAUCAACGGAUUGAACGGACGAAUUGGAUUAAAACAAUCAACGGAUUAAAAGCACUAAUAGAUUUAAGACCAAUUCGAUUGGAUUGAUUGUACGCAUUUGAUAUCGGAUUGACAUAUUAAAACAACGAAAUCCUGUAG